ACCAAAACUCAAUCUUUUACGUCCACGCUUUUCAACCAAUCACAGCCCCUCAACAAAAACGCGCCAACACCAGAAGCUCUUUUACGUCCGCGCAAAAAUCCAACAACCAACCAGUUUCUCUGCAUUCUCAAUCCACCCCAACACUAUAAAUACCCUGAGACGCCUGUACACGAUGUUCAGUUCCUAUUUAUUCUCAUUUCUAAAACACCUUAUUUCAUUUUCCAUCUAAACUACGAGAUGGCGCAGAAACAAAAGCAUCAAUUUAGAAAUCCUCAGCUUCAGCAUACUUCACCCCUGAUGUCAGCGGCAGAGAUAGACAACAUAAGAAACAACAUCAAAGACACAUCACUACCUACACAAACUGCAAUUCCGGCAGGCACAAGCAAGAUGGCUGAAAAAUCCAGGGCCCCUAAAAACUCAGGCAUUAUCCAACUAAAUACCUUGGAAGCAUUGGGCAUCAAACCUACAGAUUUUGUCUUUAAGAAACAUGCAUCCGGGGACCGUUGUCCCACCAACGCUGAAAGUGAUUUCUACUCCAUUAGGCGUAUAGAGUCCUGCAUUCUCAAGAGCACAAAGGCCCUCAGCGUACUCGACGAAGCUAACAAAUCAAAGGUAGUCCUUAAGGGCUUCCGCCCGCAGAUCUCGAACCUCUGCAGCAACCCUGAUACAACAAACAUCGGCACAAUCUGGGAGGCCAUCCUUGACCACUGCGGGCGUAACCUCCAAUCUGCUGCAACUGACCACCACACCAACGCACUAAUAAAGCUGAAAACAGAACAAUAUCUACAUGAAUCAUCAAUUAUCCAGAUCAUCGAUGACAAGCCCUUCAGCGACGCCCUCAUCCUGAGAGCCAAGUCUCAAGCGGCUGAUGGAGAAAACGCUCUUCUCAACCCUCUGACAACAACCCUCGCAAGCUUUACUGAUACAACUAACCUAGGCAUUAUUUAA
Messenger RNA from Owenia fusiformis, 948 nucleotides. Lineage: Eukaryota; Metazoa; Annelida; Polychaeta; Sabellida; Oweniidae. The record is from the annotation of a GenBank genome assembly.